Molecule: messenger RNA, 691 nt
Organism: Nicotiana attenuata
Lineage: Eukaryota; Viridiplantae; Streptophyta; Magnoliopsida; Solanales; Solanaceae
Exons: 4
Coding region: 171-647 (158 amino acids)
Source: RefSeq, a predicted model, not a curated record
AGGUACGAAUAGUGAGAUUGUGGCACGUUCCCGACCGCGACAAACCAGAUAACACCGUCUCCCUUGAAUUAAUUAUUCAAGACGAAAAGGGCGAUCGCAUUCAUGCGACUGUUGGUCGGUCACUUAUACGUAUGUUCAAACCAAAGUUAAAAUAAUUGGGUUUGUACGUUAUGAAGAACUUUGUGGUUGGACCAAAUUAUACAAAACUUAAAUACACGCGGCAUAAUUUGAAGUUGGCAUUUACUCAUAAGACGAUUGUAGAGGAAGCAAAUGAUCAUCUUUUUGGUAUGACUAUCUUCGACUUAAAACCUUAUGAGUAUUUGAUAAACAAAAUUGAUGUUGAAGAAAGUGAACUUUUCGAUGUCAUUGGAGAGGUUGUAAGUUAUGGUGAGGUAGAAUCCCAUACCCAAGGUGAUAAAACCAGCAAUUAUAUGCAUGUGGAACUUGAAGAUCAUGAGAGGAAUAAUAUCUCUGCAACAUUUUGGGGAGAAUUCGUUGACCAAAUCUUGCCACAUUUACAGGGAUCACCCCAUCAGCUGGUCAUAAUUGUUAUGCAGUUGAUAAAAGCGCACAAAUUUCAAGGUAUUUCUAUUGUACUGAUGUUAUUUGAUAAUAUAUUUAUGUUAAGUUUUUGUUUCAAAAAUUAAAGUUAUAUAUAGGCAAAUAUUCUGUGCGUAAUACUUGGCAUGCC